Messenger RNA from Trametes versicolor FP-101664 SS1, 1596 nucleotides. RefSeq lists its product as uncharacterized. Gene Ontology annotation, molecular function: UDP-galactose transmembrane transporter activity. The transcript is spliced from 2 exons. Gene Ontology annotation, cellular component: Golgi membrane. NCBI's taxonomy places the organism in Eukaryota, Fungi, Basidiomycota, Agaricomycetes, Polyporales, Polyporaceae. The record is from RefSeq and is a predicted model, not a curated record. The coding region runs from base 1 to 1596 and encodes 531 amino acids. Gene Ontology annotation, biological process: pyrimidine nucleotide-sugar transmembrane transport.
AUGUCGGUGCCGUCCUCGCCAGAUGUGUACCACCGUCCAUACCCGACGGUCCGCAACAUCUCUACCAUAUCUCUCGACGACCCUGCAGCUUCAAGACCACAGUCCGUCCGGUCAAGUCCUCGACUGACGCCGAUUUUGACACCCAUCGACACCUCGCCUCUUCCUUCGCCUACCUCUGCUUCAACGAGUAGUAGCGGUGGAGACAGCAAGGGACCCACUGUGUUUGGUUUGCCAUUGAAAUACGUUUCCUUGGUCACGCUUGCUGUCCAGAAUGCAGCGCUGUCAAUCGUUAUGCAUCAAUCUCGAGUGUCCGCGCCCGCCGCGCAGUCAUACUCGCCCGCCACGGCAGUCCUGCUUAACGAGAUGCUCAAGGGUGCAAUUUCCUUCGUCAUCGCGUUCCUGCGCGUGGCGUACGCGUCGGACGCCAGCCAUCUCGGGUUCGCCGGCUGGUUUUUUGCGCUUCGGAGGGUCUGUCAAGAGAUUUUUAGCCCCGACUGCUGGAAGCUGUCUAUCCCCGCUCUGCUCUAUGUCGUGCAGAACUCGCUGCAGUUCGUCGCGGUCAGCAACCUCCCGGUCGCGACCUUCCAAGUGACGUACCAGAUGAAGAUCCUUACCACGGCCGCGUUCUCCGUCGCUCUCCUCCGGAAAAGGUUGUCGUCGUCGAAGUGGAUAUCCCUCUUCUUCUUGGCCGCCGGCGUCGCCAUCGUUCAACUCCAGACCAUCGGCACCAGGGAAGUUCCCGCGAACACGCCUGUGGGAAGUGCGCACGAGUCCGCGCCGCUUCACAUCCACAUCAUGAGCCCACUCAAGGGGUUCGGUGCGGUCACCGCAGCAUGCUUCACCUCCGGCCUUGCAGGGGUGUACUUCGAGAUGGUCCUCAAAAACUCCAAGGCGGAUCUUUGGGUCCGCAACGUCCAACUAUCAUUAUUUUCGCUUCCCCCCGCCAUCUUCCCCCUGUUGUUCCAGACCUACCACCCUGCACACGGCGGAAUUUGGGCGAACAUGCUGCGGAACUUCGGAGGCUGGGCAUGGGCGACGGUCAGCAUUCAGGUGCUCGGCGGGCUGAUCACGGCUAUUGUGAUCAAAUACUCGGACAACAUCCUCAAGGGUUUCGCGACCAGUCUGUCCAUCGUGUUCUCCUUCCUCGCCUCUGUCGCGCUGUUCGGCUUCCACAUCACCCCUUCGUUCGUGAUCGGCUCCAGCGUCGUGCUCGUCGCGACAUGGAUGUACAACCAGCCUCCUGGCAAGGAGCUUGUCUCCAUCACGAGCGUCAUGCCCGGCGGAAAGUCUCAACCACCAUCUUUCCCGGGCACGCCGGUCAGCCCCGAUGCGCCUAUCCUAGGACAGUUUUCGUCGGAAAAGAAGAGGCCAUCGCCGUUCGGUAGCCCGCGCGCCUUCGCCACAGCGCUCGGCGUAGUGGCCUCGGAGAGACCGGAAAGCGAGCCCCACUUCGGGCAAACACUGGACACAAACCGCUACUUGAACGCUCCGUACGGCUCUCCAUUCCCGUCUCGGACGCCCUCCCCCAUCCCCACCCCUGCGCACCCCCCGCCGUCCUCCCUAAACAAUUCGCAUUAUUCCGAACGGCGGCAGUAA